GUUAAAUUUCUAUGGUGGUGGAGACGUAACCAUGGAUUGAAAUUGAAGAUCGUCUCGCCAUGUAAGCAAUGGCAUUGUAAUUAUAAUCCACAACCAUGUCUGCCUCGACACUGACAUACCGCAGUUUUCUGCCCAUAAAUUCUUUGAAACGAGGGGGUUGUGUCUAUUGCCGUCAGAGAUUGAGAGAAAACAAUGCGGUGGGCGGGGCCCUGCUUUCUGUGGGCAUCAGCAUCGCUUUACUUGCUCCUUUGCCCGCAUUGCCACUGCCCUCCAAUCCAACGACGCCAUUUUCUGAGUCUCAAAGUUUGCAGCUUGGAUUAGAAAAUGGAAAACAUCACAUACUUGAUAAUUGUUUUCAAGUGUUUAACAGGCGAAUUCGAUCCUGUCCCUCGUCUAAUCCGAAUUGCAUUUCUACCACAUCAAGAUCUGCUUCCUUCGCAAUGCCGUGGGGAAUUCCCGAAGACUACCCUGAUAAUGCUGUCCAAAAAAUCGAGGACGCAAUUUUGAAAACCCAGAGAAAUCCAAAGAUUCAAAAGAAGGAAGCGACCCCAAGUGGUCAAUAUCUGCAGGCAGAGGUGGAUGGUGUAUUUGGCCGUGAUGUUUUGGAAUUUUUGGUGAAAAGUGAUUUAGUGACAUACAGAUCUAUGGCAAAGAAGGUUGUAUAUGUCUAUCCAUUUACAACUGCUUUUGGAAAUUCUAAAGGUCAGGAGGAAAGAAUGGAGAAGAUAGUUGAAGAAUUAGGUUGGUAUGUUCCCAGUUAUGAAUCCAUGUAUUAAGCCCAUUCCUUUUCAUUUUAAUCUUAGGCAGCCCUUGGGAUUAGAUCUUCUGGUAUGAUUCUAUAGAUAAGAUUUGAGAUCUUUUGUGUUUGCUAUCUUUCCCUGGCAACUUUCAUAUAUUGCAGUCCAUAUGUGCUCAAGUUCAUGUAUGUUAAAAUUGAAGAAAGUAUCUACAAACGAGAGGAUUCUACUGCAUGGAUUGCAUGAGAGAAUAUUUCUUAGCUUAUUUACUAGCAUGAUUGAAAAUGUUGUAAAUGGAAAGUGAGCCAACUCUAUUAAAGUAGAUUCAUUUAGGGAAAUGCGUGUGCACAGUUACCACGUUGGUUUCUUUGCAUUUGCUUAGAGUUGCCUGAUUUAUGGAGUGAUCAGUGAACGGUUUGAAAUUUUACAAACAGAACAUUGUUAACACAUCUGUUUAUUUAAAUUUGUAUUUAUGUAAUCUUUCAUUUUAAAUAUAAAUGGUCAAUGCCUUUUUAUUGUUCA
Cryptomeria japonica (Japanese cedar) is the source of this 1259-nucleotide messenger RNA. RefSeq names its product thylakoid lumenal 17.9 kDa protein, chloroplastic. Bases 96 to 776 code for a protein of 226 amino acids. The record is from RefSeq and is a predicted model, not a curated record. NCBI's taxonomy places the organism in Eukaryota, Viridiplantae, Streptophyta, Pinopsida, Cupressales, Cupressaceae. The transcript has 4 exons.